Molecule: messenger RNA, 1529 nt
Organism: Osmia bicornis bicornis
Lineage: Eukaryota; Metazoa; Arthropoda; Insecta; Hymenoptera; Megachilidae
Product: PI-PLC X domain-containing protein 2
Exons: 2
Coding region: 533-1525 (330 amino acids)
Biological process (GO): lipid metabolic process
Molecular function (GO): phosphoric diester hydrolase activity
Source: RefSeq, a predicted model, not a curated record
GUUAAUUCUAAAACACGAAUAUAAAGGAUGCAGAUCAUCAAGAAACUAGUCACUCGAUGUAGGCGACGUACACCUGCAUCAUUCAAAUCGUGCAACUUAGUGUUGUAUACCGAAUUAUUCACUAUCGUACUUAGAUAGUCCGGUUUUCUCAUCAUAUUAUAAGUCAACCUUCAACAACAAACACCCCAAAUCCUUCCUUCUAUUCCUAAUGAUUCAUCCGAACCAAUCCGAACUAGUCAUCUCCAAACCUUGACCUCAUAACCUCUUCCCUUACCGACCACUGGACUCACGAUAACUCCUAGCUUCCUAUUUUUCCGAUCCUAUAAAAUACCUAACAUUUUUCCCUCCAGGGGCAGAUUUUUUUGAACCAUCUUAAGACUCUACUUUUGUCACGACGAACAUUGUAUUAAAAACUUCGCUUGUAUUUUGCGUUGUGAUUAAAAUAAAUAAAUAUCACGAGUGGAAUACAACAUUAGUCACUACAUAAAUUCAUUCAAGACUGUCAUACAAAGGAAACUGGAUAUUUAACACCAUGGAGCAUGAAAGCAAGGGUUUCAAUGAUAUGCCACACAGAUCAAAACGGAAACCAAUCAAUUCGAACGAAGAAUUAGAGAACUGGAUGACUCGGCUUCCGACAGCUCUGAGAAACGUACCCAUAAUACAUUUGGCGAUACCCGGUUCUCACAAUACAAUGACUUAUACCAUAAUGAAAGAUAAUGAUAUCGGACCCGACGAGCCUAGAUACAUCAGAGCACUCGGCCGUUACUGUUCGAUUGUCUCAAAACCUAUUAUUUUUAAUUGGUCUAUUACACAACACGAUAACGUUAAGGAGCAGCUGAACGGCGGAAUCCGAUACUUAGAUUUACGCGUGGCUACGAAACCGAUGAACGGUGAUAUUUAUUUUGUUCAUGGUUUAUAUGGAUCAAAAAUAUAUCAGCCAUUGCAACAGGUAGCAGAGUGGCUGUCAUCUCACCCUAACGAGACUGUAAUCUUAGAUUUUCAACAUUUUUAUUCGUUUUCUGAAAUGGACCAUCGUCAUCUUGUGGAUACCAUUCUUCAAAUAUUUCACUCAAAAUUGUGCCCAACAGCUUCCACUUUUACUCAUAUAACACUAAACUGGCUUACUCUGGAAAGGUAUCAGGUUAUUGUUAUUUACAGGAACAUAUAUGCACAGAAUUACUCCAACUUGUGGCCGAGUGGUCUAUGGCGGACACCAUGGCCUGAUACUGUACGUGUCAAUGAACUUAUAGAUUUCUUGAAUCGUGAACUCCAAGCACGUCCGUUGGGAAUCGGUUUUAUUUCGCAGUGUCUUUUAACGCCAGAUAUGCCUUUCGUGCUGAAACAUUUAUGCGGUACGCUACAAAGGAAUUUAGCACCUGUAUGUCAAAAACCAAUUCUUUCUUGGAUAAAUCAAAAACAACCCGGCCGUGGUGGUUUGAAUAUUGUUAUAGCUGAUUUUAUAUCUGAUACAAAUUUUUUAUUUUGUAAAACCGUUAUUGAAAGUAACAAAAAAUUUUUUAAUUGAUAGU